This is a messenger RNA of Suillus discolor, 2067 nucleotides long. Its product is annotated as FAD-linked oxidase-like protein. Gene Ontology annotation, biological process: lactate catabolic process. Gene Ontology annotation, cellular component: mitochondrion. Lineage: Eukaryota; Fungi; Basidiomycota; Agaricomycetes; Boletales; Suillaceae. The transcript is spliced from 14 exons. The coding region runs from base 267 to 1952 and encodes 561 amino acids. The record is from RefSeq and is a predicted model, not a curated record. Gene Ontology annotation, molecular function: D-lactate dehydrogenase (cytochrome) activity; FAD binding; D-lactate dehydrogenase (NAD+) activity.
CACAUCCUGUGACUAGUGAAAUUUACGUCUUGUUAUUAUUACUUUUCUGAGCGGGGGUCAGCUGCCUGCUCUUCCCAGCCGAUCCAAGAUACAAUCUGCCGAAUCGCCUAAUAAUAGUGGUCUUAUUCCCGUACUACUAAGUCUUAUGUACUAACCUGGUACAGCACUUCUGAUUUUUCCACUCUUCCAACGUUGUUCUUCACAAUUUCUAGGAAUCUAACAAUAUUCGUAGCCUAUAGGUCACCACUAUAUACACUUCCCCUCACAUGUUUCCAGCCAGCUGCUUCCAGCGGCUGCGGCCGUCCACCAGCCUGUCAACAAACUUGGGUCGUUCCAGAUCUAUCAAACAACAUGCACUGACCUUUGCCCGUCGACAGAGCUCGAACGUGCCCUUGAGGAGUCCACGUUCCUGGUCUCCAAUUGUCAUUGGCUCUAUCGCUAGCGGGCUUAUAGGAUAUUCUCUCAGUGUGUUUUGGAAGCCUUCUCUGACAUCCGAGGCUCUCGAGGAGAUGGAACCAAAGUAUGGCACCCCGAAGGACUUUGAACAGGCCAUCAAGGAACUUCGGGAUUCAUUCGAUUCAGAUGAUGCUGUCUCAACUCAUCCGGAUGACCUUCGCAUUCACGGAUAUUCAGAGAAUGAUUACCACCCAAAUGCACCGCAUACUGUCAUCGUAUACCCAAAAAGUACAGAGGAUGUAGUCAAAAUCGUCAAGACUGCCGUCAAGUACCGUAUGCCCCUCACCCCUUUCUCUGGUGGUACCUCCUUAGAGGGAAGUUAUCGUGGCAGCCCUGUCGGUGGUAUUUGUGUUGAUAUGUCCGACAUGAAUAAGAUUAUCGAAAUUCAUGAGGCGGACUCAGACCUUGUUUGCCAGCCCGGUGUCGGAUGGAUGGAAAUUAACGAGACCUUGCAGAAGAAAGGCAUACCACUAUUCUUUCCCUUGGAUCCCGGCCCAGGCGCCACUAUCGGUGGCAUGAUGAGCACUGGUUGCUCAGGCACGAAUGCCGUCCGGUACGGUACUGCAAAAGGCGAAUGGUUCUUGAAUGCGACGGUUGUUCUUCCUUCUGGAGAAGUCAUCAAAACUCGCCAACGGGCUCGGAAAUCUGCAGCUGGGUUCGACACCACGAAAUUGUUCAUCGGUGCCGAGGGCACUCUUGGUAUCAUCACAGAAGUCACUAUCCGAUUAGCUCCCGUCCUCCCAACAACAGUCGCCGUCGUACACUUCCCUGAUGUGAAACGUGCAACGGAGGCCGUCAUCGACGUGAUGAACCGCGGCGUUGGCAUUCAAUGUGUUGAACUCUGCGACUCUGAAUUCAUGCGCUCUAUAAAUUUAUUUGGUGCAUCCCAGCGCAAAUACCCUGAACAGGACUCCCUGUUCUUCAAAUUCCAAGGUCCAACGUCUGCUUCGAUCGCGGAGACCGCUAAGAUCGUAAAGGAAAUUGUGCAGAAGCACGGCGGCACUGGUUUUGAAUUGGCACGUUCUGAGAAAGAAGCGCAUGACCUGUGGGCAGACAGAAAAAACGCUCUCUAUUCUGGUUUGGCCCUCCUGGAAGGAAGCCGGGGGUGGAGCACUGAUGUUUGCGUGCCAGUCUCGAAACUACCACAACUCGUGUAUGAAACCAAGAAAGACUUGGAACGGUUAGGCCUUGUAUCAAUAGUUGUAGGGCACGUUGGUGACGGCAAUUUUCACACCCAGCUUCUUUUCCGCAAUGAUAAGGAGCUUGAAAGCGUUCGCGAAGCCGUGCAUAGGAUGGUGGAGCGUGCGAUAAAGCUUGAAGGCACUUGCACUGGCGAACACGGUGUUGGGAUUGGGAAGCGGGAAUAUCUGUACGAAGAACUCGGCGAGGGAACGGUGGAGUUAAUGCGAUCCGUCAAGAGGACCCUAGACCCACUUGGUUUGUUCAACCCCGGAAAGUUGUAUCCAGACAGGAUAGAUAAAAAAUCAAAACAUUGAUGAUUUUUACGAACUAUUAUGUGUUUUAUGGUACGGGAUCAUCGUUGAUACCGUUGUAUUUUCUCUUGGCUGUAUCCAUUCCAUUAUGAAUGUACCGCGACCAUGUUUUCAUCUC